This is a messenger RNA of Camarhynchus parvulus, 3462 nucleotides long. It is a transcript of the gene CCDC66, whose product is annotated as coiled-coil domain containing 66. Gene Ontology annotation, cellular component: cilium; microtubule. NCBI's taxonomy places the organism in Eukaryota, Metazoa, Chordata, Aves, Passeriformes, Thraupidae. Gene Ontology annotation, molecular function: microtubule binding. The record is from RefSeq and is a predicted model, not a curated record. Gene Ontology annotation, biological process: cilium assembly.
CGGAGCUGAGGGCGGGCGAUGCUUGGGGCUCCGCGGAGCUCCGCGGCCGCCGGGCAGCGCCAUGAACCUGGGCGAUGGACUGAAGCUCAAAACUGAAGUGCUGGAUGGAAAGCCUAGGCUAAUUUUAGCUUCUUCUGAUAAAUCAAAGCAUGCCAUGAAGAUGGGUAAUAAAGCCAGAGCACCUAAACAGUCAUUGAGAAUAAAGCACACUGGACUCAUCUUGAGGCCAACACAAAAUGCUUGUAUCAAGCAGGAAAAUUUAACAAAACCAAGGAGUGAAUCAAGCUUAUCAAUGACAAAAGGUGAAAAACUGCAAGUUAAUAAACACUCCUCACAUGAAGCCACAACUAAAAGUUACUCUUUGAUUUUCCAAAGAGAUAAGACAAACAGAUAUCCUGAUUCAGAGGAUCAUAGUGUUGUGAAAAAAACUAAGCACAAACCUCAAGCCCCACAUGUAUCAGCUGAAGACUUAAAAAGUCUGGUGUGUUUAACACAAGCACAGCUUCAACAGAUUUUGAUGAUUGUUAAAGAAGGAAGAAGCAUCUCUGAGACUCAUAAUGAAAAGCAAGAGGAAAUGGCUACUAAUGAGGAAUCAGAGGAAAAUGUUAUAGCAUCACUCCAAAAAGAUUGUGAAGUGUCCCCAGUUCCAGAUGAAGCAAACUCUGAUUCAGACAGGAAGCAAGAAGCACGUCCACAGCCAGGAGAGAAUGUUAUAAAGGAUUCAUGGAAACCUGCUGACUUGUUUAGUACCUUGGGUGAAAGAGAAGGGGAGAAAGCCUUAUUGGAACUUAAAAAGGCCCAAUGGAAGAAGGAAUUAGAUGAACAAGUAGCACUGAAGAAGAAGCUGAAAGAAACUUUGGAGGGAGAGGUGGGUUAUUUCUGGGCAAAACUUGGCAGUAAGAAAACCCCUGAAGUGGAAACACCUGACCCAGACCAGACAGUGCUUCCAGCUGACUCAGUUCAUGGCACUGAGGAGAGCUCUGCCUGUACAGCUGCUUUUGCCACAGAGGCUGAUGGAGCUGCUCUGAAUGUUCCAAGAGCUCCAGCUGGGCAGUCUUCUGAUUCCAGUCCUUCUGACUUUCCAGCUGGCAGUUGCACAGCAUUGCCUUUCAGGGAAGCUGUGCCACAGGAGCGACCUUUCAGUGCUCUGAAACAUGAGCAACAGAAGAAGUGGCUUGAAGAGUUGGACAAGCAGAAGGAAGAAGCUAAACUACGAAAAUUAGAAGAAAAACUUAAUUUAUCAAAGGUAGAAGAGCAUGACAGAUGGGAAAUGCAUUUUGAUUCUUUUAAGAACCACUUUAAUGCUAAUGCACAACACCCCUUAAAUGGAAUGCACAGAAAGCCUGAAAGUCUUUCCUUGUCACCUGACCCCAAGGACCCGACUGCUUUCAUUCACCCUUUGUCCCCUGCAGCUUUAGGCAACGUCAUGCCCUUACAGAUGGGAGCUGCAGAAAAAGCUGCUAAAAAUGGUGCUUUGGAACAAAGUCAGAGAGUCAGUUUCCUCCGUUCCAUGACGGCUCUGCUGGACCCUGCACAGAUUGAGGAGAGGGACAGGAGGCGGCAGAAGCAGUUGGAACAUCAGAAAGCAAUAAUGGCUCAGGUGGAAGAAAAACGGAAGCAGAAACAACUGGAGGAAGCGCAGAGAAAAUGGGAAGAGCAACAGGAGGAGCUGCGCCUGGCACGAGAAAAAGCACAGCUGCAGAAACAGUUUGAAGAAGAAAUGCUGAAACAAAAACAAAAGGAGGAACUUGCAACUCUAAAAGCCAAAGAGCUUUAUCAAACAAUGGAGAAAGCUCAGGAGUUAGCGCAGGGAUCAAAAAAAGACCAGCACAUUCCAGACUUGGCUCAGAAGGCACAUGACAUUUCAGAACUUCAGAACAGUCUUGGUGGUGGUGAUACAGAGUUUGACAACUGUAAUUCUGGCAUUUCAGCACAAAGUCCUGAUUUCCCUGGAGGUGUGGAGCCCCCUGAGCUGCAGGGCUCCCCUCGGAAGGACACGGCAGUGCAGACAGAUUGCUUUAAUACUUCAGCAUACACAGAGUCAGCUGAGGAAAGAACUGCACGUUGUGAAUCGCCUGAUAUUUCCAUAGAAUAUAAAGAAAUGUCUAACAGCAAAAAAUACCAGAAGGAAAUGCAGUAUAUGGAUAAAAAUAAACUUCCAGGAAAAGGGACUGGUGGUGUUUACAGUGAUCUAUACGAGCAAUAUGCAAGAAAAGAAAGACACAUGAAAUCUUCAGAAAAAUACAGCAAAAGACCUGACUGGAACAUCAACAAGCCUGGGAAAAGAUAUAUUCCAGCCUCAGAAAGGUACCCCAAAGCUCUGCAGAAACAGAGGGAGGAGAACAAGGUGCGCCGGCAAAUGGAGCUGCUGCAGCUGCUGGAAAGGAACAGCCCCGGGCAGCUGAGUGCGAGAAGGGCAGGGCACUCAGCCAGGUCGGCCUCACCCCGGGAAGAAACAGCUGGGAAGAGUAAGGGCCACAGAGGCAGAAAGGAAGAAAAAUUUCAUAAGAAUCACUUGAAUGAAGAAAGAUCUGAAUCACCACCUGUUCCAGCAGUUAGGAACCGAUUACUCCACGUACACCAAAGGCAGAUGCAGGCUCCUCAUUUCGCGGUGUAUGAGCAGCUGGGUGGAAGAGAGCAGGACGCCCGGGCCGCCUCGCAGCAGAGCAGCUCCCCCGCCGCCGUCCCGUCGAGCCCGCCCUGGGCGCGGUUCGUGCCCUACGUGCGCACCCGGGAGGUUUUCUGCCUCCCCCCGGAGGCACCGCCGAGCCGGCCCUCGACUCACCACACCCACGAUUCUUACCAAAUGCCACGACAGAUUUUUAGCUCAGAUCAUGUUAGAGAUCCGCUUCUAAAUCCUGAUGCAGUUACAAUCAGAGAGAGACAACAAGAAAUUCUCAAAGGAUUGUCAAAAUUACGACAGGGCCUCCUGCAGAAGCAGAAGGAGUUGGAGAACACUCUGAUUCCCAUUGUAGCUCAAGAGAACUUCAUGCCACCGUUUUGAGAGGUGCAUAUGAAUGUUCUGAAUCGUUAAUAUGGAAAUGCACAGCACUUUGCUACUGUAAUUAAGUACAAACCACCUCCAGCUUUUUUAUGAAAAUUAAAUUAUGAGAAUUUUGAUAGAUUGCAGGGUUAUGUUACAUUUUAUAUUGAAGAUAAUUUAGACUUAUGAUGGUUUGUCUAUUUAGAAUGGUUUUCAUGCUACUUGAAUACAAGUGUCAAUUUAAUAUAAACCACCAAAAACAUGGAAGUAAACUGUUACAUGGGUUUUUGUAGAACUCCGUGUGUGAAUUUUGAUAAAUAAAAAUAUUAAGAUGUAUUCUGAAUGGCUUUAGUUAUCUUUGUUGGUAUUUUUAACUAUACAAAACUGCCUGUAUUUCAAUAUUCAGCCACCUUUCAGCCUUACAGUGUGAAUAUCAACUCAAGUACUCCCAGAUGCUAAGACCACAGUUCAUCACACCA